Rhodamnia argentea is the source of this 1467-nucleotide messenger RNA. Its product is annotated as serine carboxypeptidase-like 7. NCBI's taxonomy places the organism in Eukaryota, Viridiplantae, Streptophyta, Magnoliopsida, Myrtales, Myrtaceae. Gene Ontology annotation, biological process: secondary metabolic process; proteolysis. The record is from RefSeq and is a predicted model, not a curated record. Gene Ontology annotation, molecular function: serine-type carboxypeptidase activity; acyltransferase activity, transferring groups other than amino-acyl groups.
AUGGGGGACAUGGCCAAGCACCGCUUCGGACCAUGCAAGAUCUGUCCUUUCUUCGCCCCUUCUUAUUUGCAAGCUCUCCACCCGGUGGAGAAGAACAGAAGCACAAUACAAAUGAUAACCAUGCUUCAGAUCUCCGCGCCGGUCGCCGAGUCUCUGCCCGGGUUCGGGCCUCUUCCAUUCAAACUAGAAACGGGAUACAUAGGAGUGGAUGAGAAAGAUGAUGUGCAACUGUUCUACUACUUCAUCUCAUCAGAAGGCAACCCACAAGAUGAUCCCCUGCUGCUCUGGCUCACCGGAGGCCCCGGUUGCUCCGCUCUCUCUGGACUCGUUUACGAGAUAGGCCCUCUACGAUUUAACAAGACCAGGUAUGAUGGCAGAUUGCCAUCCUUAAUGCUGAAUCCGUACUCUUGGACCAAGGGCUCCAGCAUAAUCUUCCUAGACGCGCCUAUUGGCACGGGUUUCUCUUAUUCAGCGAGCGCGGAAGGUUACGACACAGGAGACAAAGUUCAUGCUCACCAGAGUAGUAUUUUCCUGGAAAAGUGGUUGCUCAGUCAUCCAAGUUUCAUUGAAAAUGAUGUAUAUGUCGGGGACUCCUAUUCAGGCAAGGUCGUUCUGUUAAUUGCUCGAGAAAUAUUAGAAGGUAUACUCCCUGUUUGUUGCCUUAACUCGAGACCUCUGAUAAAUCUCAAAGGGUAUUUGCUAGGAAAUCCUGCAACAGACUCGGUAUUCGACGAAGGUUCAAGAAUUCCCUUUGCUUACCAUAAAGCGCUAAUACCGAAAGAGCUUUACGAGUCAGCUAAAAGGAAAUGCCAUGGAGAAUAUGUCCGAUUCAAUCAAACUCAUCUCGAGUGUGCAGAGGAUCUUCAAGCUAUCUCAGAGUGCACUAGUGGAGUAAAUAAGGGACACAUUCUUGAGCCAAAGUGCGAUAUCCACAAGCCAUCACAUGAACUUCUUGAAAGCCGGAGAUAUAUGGCAGAGAUAUAUGACAAUACUUGGCGAGCGCCACCAGAAAUUCCCGCAUUCCAUUGUCGGGAAUAUUUUGACCUGUUAUGCGACGUUUGGGCAAACGAUCCUGCCGUUCAAGAGGCUCUUCACAUUAGACGGGGUACAUUAAGGUCUUGGGUGAGAUGCAACAGAAGCUUAGCUUAUGCCUAUAAUGUCCGCAGCAAUGUGAGCCAUCACCUAUAUUUGAAUAGCAGAGGAUGCCGUGCCCUAAUAUACAGUGGAGAUCAUGGCAUGGCAAUCCCGUACUUGGGUACACAGUCCUGGAUCAAGUCCCUCAAUCUAUCCAUCGCGGAAGAUUGGCGGCAAUGGAUGGUCGGCGAUCAAGUUGCCGGAUUCACGAGGGAAUACUCAAACGGCUUUACUUUCGCGACGGUGAAGGGCGGAGGUCACACGGCUCCGGAGUACCUGCCCGAGGAGCGCUUCGCAAUGUACAAAAGAUGGAUCUAUCAAGAGCCAUUGUAG